CCCGACGCGUGCUUGAGCUGGGCCGUGUCGCCGCCAACGCGUGAAGUGGCAACGUGGCUCGAAGAGGCUUAACCUCGGAAACCCCAAGAUUGCAUCUCAAUGCUGUGGGGAACACUCCCGGUCUUUGUCCCAGUCAGCAGCGGAAGCAUUCUCGAAGCGUAGAUAUGAUACCUGCGGAGUCCUGCACACAAACGCAGACGGCGUUGAUGGGUUCGGUUUGCUUGCACCCUGCUUUGGGGGAUGACGGGAAGAGAUCGGGCUUGGCGACCAGGAUCUGCAGCAAAAGCGAGACGGAAAGUGUAUUGGCGGGUGUUGCGCAUGAAGGAAACGGUUCCAUCUGGACCUUGCAAUCAAAUGGUGGUUUAUGCUCCCGCCAAAUGAAGAAAUUGAUGUCAUCUCGGUCUUCUAGAAGGCUGCGAGAUCAUCGAGUCUUGCAUUCAGCUAGGGCUGACAGGCCUUGCUGAUCCGGGCCGAGCCUCAACGUUGAUGUGGAUGUCCACAAAGUCACCUCCACUCCACAGGACAACGGAGCUACCCUGUUCUUGGUUUUCGGUCCG
Parathielavia appendiculata is the source of this 557-nucleotide messenger RNA. RefSeq lists its product as uncharacterized. The coding region runs from base 165 to 464 and encodes 99 amino acids. The transcript has a single exon. NCBI's taxonomy places the organism in Eukaryota, Fungi, Ascomycota, Sordariomycetes, Sordariales, Chaetomiaceae. The record is from RefSeq and is a predicted model, not a curated record.